Molecule: messenger RNA, 5707 nt
Organism: Porites lobata
Lineage: Eukaryota; Metazoa; Cnidaria; Anthozoa; Scleractinia; Poritidae
Source: the annotation of a GenBank genome assembly
AUGGCUUCUGCUCCAACAUUAGCUCCAUCCUCGAAGGAGACGACUAAUUAUGCAAGAUUAUGUCGCCUUUUAGUAGAUGGAGGCGCCAAGGCCUUGAGAUACACAUUUGACAAAAUCCACUCCCCAGCAAACCUGUUUAAUGUUUUGAAAGCUGGUUCUGCGGAACAUUCAACGCUGCAGUCCCUUAAAAGGAAGAGAAUCAUCAAUGCUACACAAUGGGGUGAGCUGUAUCCGUCUCCUCCUUCAUCUGUAACAUCAGAAAACUUUGACAUCACGCUACUGACGGUGCUACUGAGGAACAUCUGUGGUCUAGCUGCCCCUGCCACAGGCUGGGAUAGUCUGCCACCUGCUUCAGACACCAGUGUUGAGGCUAACAUAGCCAGAGUAAAGUACUAUAGGAACUCGGUCUAUGGGCAUGCCAGCCAGGCGUCUGUGGACAAUCCAACAUUUAAUUCCUUGUGGCAGGGUGUAAGUGCCGCACUGGUUGUACUGGGUGUAGAUGCAGCUGCUAUCAGAAAACUAAAAACUGAGACUAUGGAUCCAGAUACAGAGAAGCAUUACCGAGAGCUCUUAAAGGAAUGGAAGAAAGACGAAGAUAACAUUAAGGACCAACUUAAUAGAGUGGAAGGUAUUAACUAAUAGAGGUUUUGAAGUGUUUUCUAUUAAUAGUACUACAUAGGUUGGUUUUUCUUUCUGAGCUUAAAUUUACUAAAAUAUUAUAAUAACGUGUUGGUGGGGCUGAAAUGAAAGCUUGGAAUUAGACAAAAUAUACUUUUUCCCUAUAAAAACACAUUUAACAACCAUAAAGUGACAUAUGAAGACCUACAAACAGGUUCAAUGUUACGUCAAGGCCGUGAUUCUGUAACUGAGCGAGUUGCAGCGAUGUAAACUUUACACAAAAAAGCAAAAAAAAAAAUGUUUCUUCCAACAAACUUUGUUUGCAACAACAAAAGUGGGCACGAAUCCCAGGCGAGUUAGUUAUUUCUAGUAACCACUGGACCGGCUUUUGUAUGAUCUGAAGAAUUAGCCAGAUCCAGGCGGAUAACACUCUCCGAGAUCUGCAUAAUUCUGUGAAUCCGAAUCCGACCAAAAAAAUAACACGUUUUGCGUUAAUAAGGUAAAAACAACCUCAUAACACCCUCAGAGAUCUGCAUAAUUCUUCAGAUCACACUUAGCCUAAUUCAAUGAUAGCUAAUUAUCUCAGCUGACAAGUUGAACACUGAUUUUUGAUGUUUUCUGAUUUUUUUGGUUAAACUCACAGAGCUGAUGAAAAAUGAAAUGGGAAACAUGAGCGAGAAGCUGGAGGCUAUGAGAAAUUCCAUUACUGAGAAUGGAGGUCAGUUUCCAAAAAAUGAAUUUCAAGCUAAAUUUAAUAAUUCUUUGAGUCAGGAAUUUUGCAUUUUAUAACUUUUCAACUUUACCGUGAGAAACAAACCAUAUCGUUUUCUCUUUAGAUAAAACCAGAGAACAGGUGAGAGGUGAAAUGGAAAAUAAUAGCGAGAAGACAACUGAGGAAGGAAUGUUAAUUCCAAAUUCCAUAACUUGGGCAUCCUUUCUUUUGAUUACUAUCUUUCAGUCAGCUAUUACUAAUGUGAUGGCGAGUGUCAAAAAACUGCCACUUAAAAGCUUUAAUAAUCUUAGAACUAUCGUAACUUAAAAUAGGCGUCUGGAAAAUCAGGAAACCGGAGUCCGGAAAAGGAACAAUAGGAAAAAGAACCGGAAUGGGGACGGGUGUUGGACGCAGAAUAACACUGAUUGGGAACCGAUAUAAGCCGGACAGAAACGUCAUAUAAACUGAUUGAAUUAAAUUCUCACGUAACUUUUAACUAAUUUACACAAAAAGAAAGAAAAAAACCGCCUUAAAAAGGAACAUAUUUGUACCUAGAAAUAUUUUAUAAGGGCUUGUUACACGAGGCGAUUUGCAACGUCGAAUUGUCGGGUAACAAUGUUGUGACAAUAUUGCGACAAUUGAAAACAUUUUCGGAACAUUUUUAUGACACUCAAAAUCGUCGUUGCGAAUCAUCCCGUGUAACAUCGCCCUUAGUCUGCGAUCCUUUCCUCCCUUUAUCUCCACUCGUCCGUUGCAGGAAGGGAGGGAUAAUACAUUUAUUUUCAGUGUUGGAUCACAUGGAAACGAGACGCCCAGUGGUGCUAGAUAUAUUGUACGGUAUUCAAACCUCAAGUUUGAGAGACAGCCAAACGCUUUAAGAAAAUAGUACGCCUCGUCUCAUUCAAAAUAAGACCACCAGCCCAACCUCUGGCCUCUUUCAACUGACUGCAUUGAUGGUGGAAAUGAAAACGUGUCACGUGUUAAAAGUAGAGAAAGGUUAAUUAGAUUCACUUCGCAAUUAAUCCGCUUACAUCUUGCGACCCCGAAAUCUUAAAGAUGUUACAUUUUACCGGAGUUUCCAUCUCCGCACGUUAUAUUUCGUCCACAAUGCAAAUAUAUUGCUAAAAAGGUUGGAAACAUCUACCAUGAGUAGUUUAAGAUUCGCUCAAGUAUCCCAUUUGUCUCACCAGUACCUGUUCCCUUACUCGAUGCAAAACUUAUUAUAAUAGUAUAUCUCAAAUCACAUCCCCCUCUUUCAAAAUCCAACAUGCCAGCAAGGGGCCAGCUUUAUAAAUUUACUUGAAUGUGUGGUCGUUUAAAAAAUUUUGGUAGAUAGAAAACGAGCUGACGACGCGCUCAAAAUCACCUGAAAGAAAACAGCCAUCUUGAGCUGAAAUGGAGGCAUCGUCGUCACUAUCUGAAGGCUAAGAGAGGGCUGGAGCCUGAAGGCUAUUAAAGAAGUGGUCCCCCUGUGGUCGAUUCUUUUCUUAUCAACUCUUGGUCAUUAUUGCUACUUGUUCUUAUUGAGUUAUUAACUGAAAACCAUCUCUGUUUUUACAGGUAGCUACACUUUAUGUCUUAUCUCACAGCAAAAUAUCAUCGUUUAUUUCGUCUUUUUUCUUCCUUCCCUUUCCUGUUGUGAAUUCCGAAUGUCUGUUUCCUGGCUUUCCAGACAUCCACUUUAAAUUGUCCUCAAUGAAAGUUGUGCGAUGAAAGUUUAAUUCUGUUAAGUAUAUAUUUCCUGACAGAUAGAACAAGAAAAGACUUGAAGCAGAUCAAUGAGAUGCUGAAGACUUCGGUCUCUGAGCCCAAAGAGGAAGGUCAGUUUCCCCAGACUGUAGCCCGCUAGAAAUUUAAAGUAUACGUCUAAAAGAACUGUUAAAGGCAAGUAUUACUGAUCGAUCGGUGAUCGUUUGUCUCACAGGUGUCGCUCCCGGGCUCUUGGGUCCCAAAAACCGUUGAAAAAAUAGAUGGAGGUUAUAGGUGACCGUGAGUCCUCAAACACCCUAACCUAAAGUUCAUAAACAGUAGUCCUUUUUCCCUGCUUUUCGCAAUUUUCAGUGGUCUGCUAACCUUUGCCCUUAUUGAAGCUCCCCCCCCCCUCCCCCCCACCCCCCCCACUAGUUUGGAAUGUUUUACGCUUGCUUUCGAGGCCUAGCACGUUGGCUAAAGGAGAUAAUUAAUAAAAGCUAAGUUUUGUCUAGCAAUCGCCUUUUCCAGGCUUUGUUAUACCUGUAGUUCAAUUUAUUUGUUUUAGGGACUUGGAAACUAGCAAACCUACCAAUUUUGGACAAAAUAAUAUCUACAACAAAGCUUGGUUCUCAUUUAUUCUCAACAGUUGAUUUGGUUGGCGACCAUAUUGAAAUCAUUCGCCAGAAGUACAAACGUCAUGAGGGAUGGCUCGCGCCCUUUCCUUGGUGCGAAGACUUUCAGUUCCAACUAAGCGAUAUUUAUACACGGCUUCGUAUGGUCAACAGAGAGAAAAAAGCGAGAGCAACAGCAGAGCAAAGAGUUGUUGAAACGACUGAAAUCUUCAAUCCCCACGAAGAAUGCAAACAACCUAGAAAAGUGUUGAUUGAAGGAAUGCCAGGCAUGGGAAAGACGACAUACUGCAAUAAGGUUGCUUACGACUGGGCUAUAAACAUAAAAAAAGGAGAUUGCUGUCCGGAAUUUGAGAUGGUGCUCUUGCUGAGAUGCCGUGAUGUCGAGAUCGAGUUCGACCUUUGGGAAGCCAUUGACGAUCAGCUUUUACCAAGCGAAAUUCAACGAAAGGAAAGAGAGAAAUUCUUUGAGUUCAUCCAGCAAAAUCAAUCAAAGGUUUUACUGAUACUUGACGGAUUAGACGAGUUACCCUCGAGCAAACUGACGGACUUUACAGACAUCAUACAAGGUAAAAUGCUUCCUCAAUGUCACCUUGUGGUUACAGCGCGACACGAGGCAGGGAUACCUAUGAGAAAGGUUUGUGACACUCUGCUAGAGAUGGAAGGUUUCACUUAUCAAGAUAGCAAAGAAUAUAUUCACAAAUAUUUUGCCGGUAAGGAAGAUUUGGCCGAAAAGCUAUUGGAUAAAAUACAGAAUGAAAAGAGGCUUAAAGAGAUGACGGCGAAUCCAUUAAACACUGCACUGCUUUGCCUUCUUUGUGAAGACUUUCAAGGUAUUUUUCCUGAAAGCAGAACUCAGUUGUAUAUGGAAAUAGUACAUUGUGUUCUUGUUAGAUACAGGAAAAAGAAAGGUCUUCUAGUCGAAAAUGAGGAUCUGAUUAAAAUCUACAACGACGAGUUGAAACUCCUUGGCUUGCUAGCUUUAAACGGCCUGUAUGAAGACAACAUGUACUUUGAGGACAAAAAGCUUGCAAAAAAAGAUGCCGACUUACCUGGACUUGGAUUUCUAUCAGCUCAACCUGGAAGCAGCAAACGAAGACCGUGUAUGUGCUACGGCUUUACGCAUAAGAGUUUUCAAGAAUUCUUCGCGGCACAUUGUCUUUGUUGCCAACUUGUUAGCAAAGAAACCAGUCCUGAAAUAUUGGUCACUGACACCAGAUAUUUCGGAGAGCUAAGAGAGGUGUUGAAAUUUACCUGUGGUCUCCUAGCAGUAAGAUCCAAAGAAAUUGCAGACGCUCUUAUCAUCAGUAUAACGAAUAAAUUAAACAACGAAAACGUCAAAAACUGUUUUCCUGUGGCAGUGGAAUGCAUUAAAGAAAGCAAAAUUGAAAGCAGUAAUCUUCACAUGGAACUGGCCCGUACCUUUGGCGCAUGUCUGGCACUUCAACAUGGAGGGAUCAUAAGUGAAGGUCUAGAUGACGCUGCUGCAGCUGUGAUUGCUGCCGUGCUUGAAGCAAACACAACUCUGACAAAUUUGCAUUUGUCCAUCAAUAACAUUGGUCCUGCCGGUGCGGAGUCACUUGCUACAGCGCUAAAAACAAACACAACUCUGACAAAUUUAGAUUUGUCCAUCAAUAACAUUGGUCCUGCCGGUGCGGAGUCACUUGCUACAGCGCUAAAAACAAACACAACUCUGACAAAUUUGUAUUUGUAUCAAAACAACCUUGGUCCUGCCGGUGCUGAGUCACUUGGUACAGCGCUAAAAACAAACACAACUCUGACAAAUUUGAAUUUGUCUCUCAAUAACAUUGGUCCUGCCGGUGCGGAGUCACUUGCUACAGCGCUAAAAACAAACACAACUCUGACAAAUUUGGAUUUGUCUCUCAAUAACAUUGGUCCUGCCGGUGCGGAGUCACUUGCUGCAGCGCUAAAAACAAACACAACUCUGACAAAAUUGCGUUUGCCUCACAAUAACGUUGGUCCUGCCGGUGCGGAGUCUCUUGCUACAGCGCUAAAAACAAACACAACUCUGACAAAUUUAAAUUGUGUUUGGUAA